GAUCCUAGUCCCGUCGUCGACCCCAGUGUGCCCCCCUCCUCGUGUGUGCGUGUGUGUGUGCCGGUGUGCGUGUGAGUGUGUGGUCCAGUGCCAGGAUUACCUGUGAUACCGUCCGUCCGCCAAAAGGAUCUCCUCCACGUUGCUGGUGCCCGCCGAACCUCAAAUCAGUCACCGAAAAUGAAUCUUUUUGCCGUGUUCUUCGCUGUCAUCCUGGCCGUGGCCACCGUCACCGCGCAACGGUUCGCGUUCCCACACACGAGUUCCCAGUUCGGGCUGGCCUCGCUGACCGGUGACUUUGGCGGUCCGACCGCGUUCUCGGGGCAGGAUUUGUCAGGUACUUUGAAUGCUGGUAUCAGAGACCCAAGACAGAACCGAGGUCCCGUGGUGUUCCCGCCCGCCCCUGCUGAUGCGCCGGUCGAGUCGAGCGGAGUGAUCGUCGGUGCUUCCGGCUACGGUUUCGUGCCACCUAGUGCGCCCCAGAACACGAAUGCGUUGUACAGAAACUUGCGAUACUUCUAAGUCAGCUACUUAGAGUAGACCACGCCGCCGUAUAUGAUCCACCUGUGAAUCCCCCUGUCCUGUCCCAACACCCUGCUAUCCACACAUUCCUCAUCGCGUUUUCAAGAUCGAUCACCGGGGGUUUUCUGGACCCGGCGUACCAUGUACUUGAGUUAGGAAAAGCCAAGCCCUCUUACUUAACCGUCACCGUAACCGGCCGAUAAGUAGCACACGGUCACUAGGGCCACGGUCCCAGUCACAGAGACAAACGUAGAUACAUCAAGUCACCACCGAUCGAGGUUAGAGUUAGAGUAGUGGCAGGUUAGCCGGAAGCCACGUCCGCUCGUGUCCGCCACUCGGCGUGGAAUGUGCUCGAAUUUGAUGCCAUAUCAAAUUGUCCCAACCGAAACGCGUCGGCUCUGCCGGGCCGUUUGGCCCUCCCAACUGUUGGAGAACCUGGACGCAGGACUCUUCCGGAUUCCAGCUAGAGUAGGAGCCUACUUGUCUAGUUAGCAUUCACCGGUGACGUAAUGUAGCAUUAGAGCUGGAUACGGUGUGUGAAGAUAUUUAUUUGUAAAAAAAAAGUCGUGUAGCGCGUAUCCCUGUACAGUUCCAAUCCACAGUCCCCCCUCAUGCUGAAUUCCACUCCCGAUCCUCCCGAUCAUUUCCUCAUCGAAGCGGCACAAAGUGUAUAAAGAACGUCGAACUCAACACGCAAAGCACACGGCGCCAGUUACUAAGCAACAACCUGUGUAACAUAUUCAAACAUCCUUUUUGUACAAACGAUCCUGCGAGUGCGAGUGAGUAGAGAAGCGAGAGAGCGAGACGGAGAGCGAUGCGGGCCAGGGGAAGAGAUAGAGCGAGACGAGAAGCUCGCUCGCUCCAUUCCUUUUCCUGCCCAAUUCUGGCUGUACGAUAGUUGGUAGCUAUUAAUUGGUAACUUAAUAAAUUAUUGUAU
This is a messenger RNA of Anopheles bellator, 1456 nucleotides long. RefSeq lists its product as uncharacterized. The transcript is spliced from 4 exons. Bases 178 to 519 code for a protein of 113 amino acids. NCBI's taxonomy places the organism in Eukaryota, Metazoa, Arthropoda, Insecta, Diptera, Culicidae. The record is from RefSeq and is a predicted model, not a curated record.